AUGGGUCAUUUGAGGGAUAUGUUCAGCUUCGAUCGUCGUCGUGCGCGGCACCGCGUCGCAGUAGAGCGCCGCAGACUCCUCCCAUCAUACAUUGCUGAUGAGCCACAGUCGUCUGAUUCUUCCAAGGAGAUUGCUAAAAUCGCACUGCGAUUGAAAUACCAAAUUGAGCAGGUCGUUUGCUGCGAGGUCGAGGAGAAUAUCCUGACCGACCCAAACAGCCGCCUUAUCACGCAGGAUGUUAUUGAGACUGCCAAGCGAGCUGGUGGUGAGGACUACAAGGCUUGUAUUGUCUACUGUCUGCUUGUUUGUUUGAGAUGGUUCCAGGUUCAGGCUUCGGUCGAGCUGUGGGAUGCUGAUCUCCAUGAAGUCCGAGCUGUGGCCUGUGAAGUCAUCGCCAAGCGCAUUAUUGAAUCUGAACAAGAUCAGGACUAUCUGCUGAAGAAUAUUCUACUCAAGCGCUACUCUAUUUUUGCCGAGGGUGUUGAAAGUGACCCUGUCAAUGUGAUUGAGCGCUCGGUGGAUCUCCAUGCGCUGAGAAUCAUCGGUUCCGCUGGAUACCAAAAAUGCAUACAAUUCCUAUGGUGUGGCUGGAUCUGUCAGGAAGAAGGCAAUCCAACGAACUUCGUGGAGUACGAACAGAAAGCCAAUGCUAGCUACUGGGUUCACUUCCACCCGGAUCGCAUGCGAACUCCUCUUUACCAGAACAUUUGUCAGAUCGUCUUCUCCCUAAUCUAUCUGGCUGUUUACACUGCCGUGAUCAACACUGUCAACCCAACUGGUGAUCUUGACGUGGCUGAGGGUGUUCUGUAUGGUAUGACGCUUGCAUUCCUUUGUGAUGAAAUUGUCAAGUUCUGGAAAGUCGGGUGGAAUUACCUUGAGUUCUGGAAUGCCUUUAAUUCAACGCUUUACGGUCUCCUCGUCAUUUCCUUGGUCUUGCGUUUUGUUGCAUUGGCCCAUUCGCCUUCAAACAGCGAUACAGAGCGGCAAAUGUACAACGGAUUGAGCUACAAUUUCCUAGCCUUUGCCGGACCCAUGUUUUGGAUGCGCAUGAUGCUUUAUUUGGACUCUUUCAAAUUCUUUGGAGCCAUGUUCGUCGUCCUUCGGGUCAUGAUGAAGGAGAGUUUGAUUUUUUUUGCACUCCUAUUUGUGGUUCUGGCUGGUUUCUUCCAGGCAUUCAUUGGCAUGGCACAGGUCGAUGAUGAUAUACCCGUCACUCGGCUUAUCAUUCAAGGCAUGGCAAACACUAUCAUGCAGAGCCCUGAGUUUGAUACUUUCCAAGACUUUGCAUAUCCUUUUGGAAUCAUUCUCUACUAUGUGUUCAGUUUUGUGAUCAUGAUCGUUCUCUUGAACAUUUUGAUUGCGCUUUACAACAGUGCCUAUGAGGAUAUCUCUGGGAACGCUAACGAUGAGUACAUGGCAAUCUUUGCUCAGAAGACGAUGCAAUUCGUCCGUGCCCCUGACGAGAAUGUCUUCAUUCCGCCCUUUAAUCUGAUUGAGAUUUUGCUUGUGAGCGCCCCAUUCGAAUGGUGGAUGUCGAAGAAGCAUUAUGCGAAGCUUAACGACAUUAUCAUGGGUGUGAUUUACUCGCCUAUUCUGGUGUUGACAGCCUGGAUUGAGACUCACCAAGCGGAGCAAAUUCGAUGGAAUAGGCGUCAUGGAGAGGAAGACGAAGAAGAUCAACAAGAGUGGGAAUUGGUAGCUGAGGAUGUGGACUUUGAGUUGGAUGAUUCCUGGAAGCAAGAAGUCAAGCAGAGUACCCCUGACAUCAAGGUGGAUAACUGCACGCUGGAGGUUAAGCAGUUACGAGUGCAGGUGGAAGCGUUGACUGAACUGGUGAAGCAAUUGAGCAAUGACCCCCAGAUUCAACAUGCGUCCCUGCACAAUCCUCUUCCGACGCAAUUCCAUCCCUAUGUCCUGCCUUUUCUGAUCAUUUGGCCUGUCUUCUUCGCCUUCUACCUGUCCGAGGAGCGCUAUGACACUUAUAUCCAGGGUCAGGAGUGGACCUUCGUUUGGGCGGGGUCCAUCAUCACGCUCCAGUCCCUAUUGUGGCUGAUGACCAAGUGGAACAUUAACAUCAAAACGCUUUUCACCACUAUCAGGGCCAAGUCCAUUGAUACCGCUCGUCUGAUUAAGGUUAUCCCAGUCACCAAUGCUGGAAUUGCCGAAAUCUGCACUCUGAUCCACGACAACUCUGGUGGCAAGAAGACCAUUUCAUUCUUGUUCCAGAAGCGCCGCUUCCUCUACUACCCCGAACGUCGCACCUUUGCGCCUCUUUCCUACGCCCUCGAUGCGGAACCCAAGCCUGCUCUCAAGCACUUCCAGCAGAGCAAGGGUCUCACCACCAAAGCGGAGGUCGAUGACAUCCAAGAGCACUAUGGAGAUAAUACUUUCGACAUCCCCGUUCCUGGAUUCGUCGAGCUCUUCCAGGAGCAUGCUGUCGCGCCAUUCUUCGUCUUCCAGGUCUUCUGUGUGGGUUUGUGGAUGCUGGACGAAUACUGGUACUACUCGCUGUUCACUCUCUUCAUGCUUGUUAUGUUCGAGAGCACUGUCGUUUGGCAGCGCCAAAGAACUCUCAAUGAAUUCCGUGGAAUGAGCAUCAAGCCAUACGACGUCUGGGUCUUCCGUGAGAAGAAAUGGCAAGAAACCACUAGCGACAAGCUUCUUCCCGGCGACCUCAUGUCCGUCAAUCGGACCAAGGAGGAUGGCGGUGUCGCUUGCGAUAUUCUCCUCGUCGAGGGCAGCGUGAUUGUGAACGAGGCAAUGCUUUCCGGUGAGAGUACCCCUCUGCUCAAGGACUCAGUUCAACUCCGCCCUGGUGAUGACUUGAUUGAACCCGAGGGCUUGGAUAAGAACUCGUUUGUGCACGGUGGAACCAAGGUUCUUCAGGUUACUCACCCCAAUAUCAAUGGUGAAGAGACCCUGACGAAUCUGGCCAAUGGUAUCACGAUGCCACCGGACAACGGUGCUCUCGGCGUGGUCGUGAAGACCGGAUUUGAGACCAGCCAGGGAAGCCUUGUGCGCACUAUGAUCUACUCUACUGAGCGUGUCUCUGCCAACAAUGCCGAGGCUUUGUUGUUCAUUCUCUUCCUGCUGAUUUUCGCGAUUGCCGCCUCUUGGUACGUGUGGCAGGAGGGUGUCACCAAGGACCGCAAGCGAUCCAAGCUCCUCCUGGACUGUGUCCUCAUUGUCACCAGCGUUGUGCCUCCGGAGCUGCCCAUGGAGCUGAGCUUGGCUGUUAACACUAGUCUGGCUGCUUUGAGCAAGUUUGCUAUUUUUUGCACCGAGCCUUUCCGUAUUCCAUUUGCUGGUCGUGUUGAUAUUGCUUGUUUCGAUAAGACCGGCACCCUGACUGGUGAGGAUCUCGUCGUUGACGGAAUCGCUGGCCUCACUCUUGGUCAGUCUGAUGCCAAGAUUGAAGCCGAUGGCGCCCAUGCCGAUCUGGCAAAGGUCGAGGAUGUUAACCCCGCUACUACUCUCGUUCUUGCUAGUGCCCACGCCUUGGUGAAAUUGGACGAGGGUGAGGUCGUUGGUGACCCCAUGGAGAAGGCCACUUUGCAGUGGCUUGGCUGGGGCCUGGGUAAGAAUGAUACUCUCAUGCCCAAGGGAACCGCACCUAAGGUCGCCUCCCGCCCUGUCGAGUCCGUUCAUAUCAAGAGAAGAUUCCAAUUCUCCUCUGCCUUGAAACGCCAAAGUACCAUCGCUACCGUCACUACCAAUGAUCCCAAGACCUCCAAGAAGAGCAAGGCUACUUUUGUUGGUGUCAAGGGUGCUCCCGAGACUAUCAAUUCCAUGCUGGUUAACACCCCUCCUAACUACGAGGAGACUUACAAGUACUUCACUCGUAAUGGUGCUCGUGUCCUUGCUCUCGCCUACAAGUAUCUCUCUUCGGAAUCUGAGCUUUCUCAGGGCCGCGUGAACAAUUAUGUUCGGGAGGAGAUCGAGUCUGAGCUGAUCUUUGCCGGUUUCCUUGUUUUGCAAUGUCCUCUCAAGGAUGACGCUAUCAAGUCCGUCCGUAUGUUGAACGAGAGCAGCCACCGGGUUGUCAUGAUUACCGGAGAUAACCCGUUGACUGCCUGCCAUGUCGCACGACAGGUUGAGAUCGUCGAUCGUGAGGUUCUCAUCCUCGAUGCUCCCGAACAUGACACCUCUGGAACCAAGAUUGUUUGGCGUACUAUUGACGACAAGCUCAACACUGAAGUUGAUCCCACCAAGCCUCUGGACCCAGAGAUCUUGAAGAACAAGGAUAUCUGUAUCACUGGUUACGCACUGGCAAAAUUCAAGGACCAAAAGGCUCUUCCGGAUCUUCUGCGUCACACCUGGGUUUACGCUCGCGUGUCUCCUAAGCAAAAGGAGGACAUUCUGCUUGGUCUUAAGGAUGCUGGUUACACUACCUUGAUGUGUGGUGACGGUACAAACGACGUGGGUGCCCUGAAGCAAGCCCACGUUGGUGUUGCCCUUCUGAAUGGCUCCCAAGAGGACUUGACCCGGAUUGCUGAACACUACCGCACCAGCAAGAUGAAGGAGCUAUACGAGAAACAGGUUAGCAUGAUGCAGAGAUUCAACCAGCCUCCUCCCCCAGUCCCUGUGCACAUUGCCCACCUCUACCCCCCUGGCCCCGGCAACCCCCACUAUGAGAAGGCUAUGGAGAGAGAGAUGUCAAAGAAGGGUGCUGUUGCCAAGCCCGGCGAGCCCAUUCCCACUAUCACUUCUCCUGGUGCCCAAGCUCUUCAGCAGAACAUGACUCCCCAGCAACAGCGACAGAAUCAAGCCCAAGCUGCUGCUGCCGGUCUUGCUGACAAGCUCACCUCGUCUAUGCUGGAACAAGAGUUGGAUGACAGCGAGCCGCCCACUAUCAAGUUGGGUGACGCUUCUGUUGCUGCGCCAUUCACCAGCAAGUUGGCCAACGUUAUUGCGAUCCCGAACAUUCUUCGCCAGGGCCGUUGCACUCUGGUUGCGACAAUCCAAAUGUACAAAAUUCUUGCAUUGAACUGUUUGAUUAGUGCGUACAGUUUGAGUGUUAUUUACUUGGAAGGUAUCAAAUUCGGCGACGGUCAGGUUACUAUCAGUGGUAUGCUGAUGAGCGUCUGCUUCCUGUCCAUUUCCCGCGCAAAGUCUGUGGAGGGCUUAUCUAAGGAGCGCCCGCAGCCGAACAUCUUCAACGUGUACAUCAUUGGAUCCGUUCUUGGUCAAUUCGCCAUUCACAUUGUGACUUUGAUCUACCUCUCCAACUACGUUUACAAGGUUGAGCCGAGAGCAAGCGACAUUGACCUGGAGGGCGAGUUUGAGCCGUCUCUUCUGAACAGCGCCAUUUACCUGCUCCAACUGAUCCAGCAAAUCUCCACAUUCUCAAUCAACUACCAGGGUCGUCCGUUCCGCGAGUCCAUCCGCGAGAACAAGGCCAUGUACUGGGGUCUUGUUGCAGCCUCGGCUGUUGCUUUCUCCUGUGCCACCGAGUUUGUUCCCGAGAUCAACGAGAAGCUGCGCUUGGUUCCCUUCAGCAACGAGUUCAAGAUGACCCUGACUGUGUUGAUGAUCUUCGACUAUGCCGGUUGCUACGUGAUCGAGAAUGUGCUCAAGCACUUCUUCAGUGAUUUCCGUCCUAAGGAUAUUGCUGUUCGUCGUCCUGAUCAGUUGAAGCGCGAGGAGGAGCGCAAGGCUAAGGAGGAGGCUGAGGCCGAGGCCUUGAAAGAGCAGCAGAGAACCGCUUAA
Messenger RNA from Penicillium pulvis, 5709 nucleotides. It is a transcript of the gene yvc1, whose product is annotated as putative potassium ion channel Yvc1. The record is from RefSeq and is a predicted model, not a curated record. The transcript is spliced from 8 exons. Bases 1 to 5709 code for a protein of 1902 amino acids. Gene Ontology annotation, biological process: intracellular calcium ion homeostasis. Gene Ontology annotation, cellular component: endoplasmic reticulum membrane. Gene Ontology annotation, molecular function: P-type ion transporter activity; ATP hydrolysis activity; ATP binding. Lineage: Eukaryota; Fungi; Ascomycota; Eurotiomycetes; Eurotiales; Aspergillaceae.